Gymnodraco acuticeps is the source of this 3459-nucleotide messenger RNA. RefSeq names its product activating transcription factor 7b (gene atf7b). The transcript is spliced from 13 exons. The record is from RefSeq and is a predicted model, not a curated record. Gene Ontology annotation, molecular function: DNA-binding transcription factor activity, RNA polymerase II-specific; cAMP response element binding. Bases 99 to 1553 code for a protein of 484 amino acids. Gene Ontology annotation, biological process: regulation of transcription by RNA polymerase II. NCBI's taxonomy places the organism in Eukaryota, Metazoa, Chordata, Actinopteri, Perciformes, Bathydraconidae.
CUGAUGGAAGUGUCAGAGUGUCAACAAGCAGCAGCAUACUGUCCGGAGCAGGGAGGAGGGAGUCCAGAGGAUAUUUAAACGUCGAACAUUUGUCUGAGAUGGGGGAUGAUCGACCUUUUGUUUGCACUGCCCCUGGGUGUGGGCAGAGAUUCACCAAUGAAGACCACCUGUCAGUCCACAAACACAAGCAUGAAAUGACAUUAAAAUUUGGUCCUGCCAGAACAGACACUGUUAUCAUUGCAGAUCCAUUUUUUGCAGAUCAGACACCCACACCCACACGUUUCCUAAAGAACUGUGAGGAGGUUGGGCUUUUCAAUGAGCUAGCGACCUCCUUUGAACAUGAGUUUUCCAAAGCACACGAGGACGACCAGAGGAAUAGAAGGGCUGCACCUUUACAAACGCCAUCUGAGGUAAAAGUUGAAGAUGAUGUUCCUUUACAAGUGGAUUCCUCCUCUCCUGGAAGUCCGGAUUCCUCCUCCAGCAUGUCAGACAACAGCAGAGACUCGAGCAUGAGAGGAGGAAAGGAGAUUCUAACGAAGCUGGUUGCCAGCUCUACCCCCACUCCAACCAUUGUGCGCCCAGGUUCUCUUCCACUUCACCUUAGCAAUGACGCGCUGAACCCCACUAUGCCAUCUCCAACGUCUGUCAUCACUCAAACACCGCCCUCCAACAGACAGCUCGGAUCCCCAACAAGUGCUUUUCCACUGGUGAGGCACCUCUCCAAUGGGCAAACAAUCCCUCUACUGCCCAGUCCCUCUCAGAUGACCUCCGUUAUAUCUCUUGCGAGGCCAUUGAACUCUGUGCCUUACAUCCCUGGGAUUCCAGGGCCUCCAGUUGGCGGAGCCAGCAGCGGCUCAUCCUCCCCGUCUGGGUAUAGCCUGCACUCCGAGGCCAAGAUGAGGCUGAAGGCAGCUCUCACUCACCAGGGCCCAGGAGCACAAGAUGGAGCUGGUGGGGGGGCAGGAUCUAACCCUGCUGUCCCUCAGCGACAGGAACAGAGCCAACAACCAUCUCAAAACUCUGACGCACCAUCACCUGCCCAACCCCAGGUGGUAGAAGGCGGAUUUGGUGACAGAUUUGACGUGCGCCUGGAAAGAGAGGGUGGUGUCCAGGAUGACUCCCAGGUUGCGGACUUCAGUGGACGGGGAGAUAGAGCAGCCGUCAAUGGAGAGAAGCAGGUCUCCAACCUUCUGGAGCUGCGUCUUGGGAGCCACAAUCAUGAGCUCUGUUUUAUGGCUGUUGAUUUUGAGCAGGUGUCCCCUGCUCAGCCAACAGGAGGCCGGCGGCGGCGAGCUUCAGAGAUGGACCCUGAUGAGAGGAGGGAGCGCUUCCUGGAGAGAAAUCGGGCGGCCGCCUCCCGUUGCAGGCAAAAACGAAAAGUGUGGGUUAACUCUUUGGAGAAAAAGGCAGAUGAUCUGGUCAACAUGAAUGUGUCUCUUUCGAAUGAAGUGGGGCUACUGAGGAACGAGGUGGCACAGCUGAAGCAGCUCCUCCUGGCCCACAAAGACUGCCCGGUCACUGUUAUGCAGAAAAAGGCAGCUUUCUUAGGGUGAAUGUUUCUUUCUCUGUCUAUAGCUGCAGGAGGAGAGGAAACCUCCAGGGAUACUUCCAGUGAACCCAUCGGCUCCCCAGCGGCGGUCAUUCAGCACGGGCCGUCACCAACCGCCUCGGCCUCCAGCCCAGUUGCCACCAUCAACGGGCUGAGCGUCCGUGCUGCAGAGGCGGUGGCCAUGUCGGUCUUGGCCGGCAUGGGGUCAGGCCAGCCGGGGGGUGUUGUAAUGGCAACUCAGUCACAGUCGACCCAGAGAUGAUGUGCUGACGCAGGUAGCCGGUAUGAAGUGGCAUUCUGAGGCAGUACUGGUGAUGUAAAAGAGAAACUCACCCUCAAACCCCACCCCAGACUAAGAUACACUCGUCCCCUCACAGCCAAUGAUAAUCACACAAAGACACGGCCCAGUGCCUCCGUCAACCCUCCAGUCCCAGCAGGCUCCCUGUUAAGAGACGCUUGGGCACUCUCUGUAUGUAAAUAUGAACAACACGUCAAACACUCGCUCUUAAGUUUGUAGUCAUUUCUUGUUCAUUAGUGACAGUUGAAGGUAUACAUUUGGAUGAAAAGUAUGUAGGAAAAAGUUAAUUUUACCUAAAAAUAAAUGUUCAGUACAACUUCAGUCCCACACACUGGCUGUGAUGAGGUUGGUUGCUUUCCAGGCUGACAAUUGUAUUUUUCAUUUGUAUGAAAAGAUUGUUAUGCCUGAUACUGGUAUUCGACAUAAUGUUUGCUGAUGCAGUGAAAGUAUGGUGAGAGAUUGGCUGGCUGAUUUCAGUAAAAGUCAGCCUGGAAUUUUUUUACGUGGUCUUUUUGUUGUUUACUUUUCAAUCUGACCAUUUGUGUUCUCUUUAAACACACAUGACGGUUUAGUCAGCCGAGUGCAAAAAACAAAAACAAAUUGUAGAUGUGUACACAGUUUAUCCUGUGAGUGUGUGCCUGACUUUUUUUUACCAUCAAUUUUAACCUAAUUGGAAUGUAUGUCUCUUUACAUUAGUCGUGUAUGUAUCAAACCCUAUUGACUGCAUGGAUUACUCGAGGCUGAAGAAUACCACUGUUUGUGCUUCAUCAUACUAUUACUGUUUAUUGUUAUGCUUUUCUUCGGUUUUAAACAUCAAUUUACUGAUGCAAAAAUUGUCCUCGUUAUAUACGGAUUUAAUCCUCAGUCCUCAUGUAACACUCUUGAAAUAGUUAGCUUUAGAUGGCCUUCAAAUGAUAAUCAGACAUAAUAGAUAAUAAAUCAUUUACCCUGGCAUUUCAUUUGAGGAAAAGAGUAGUGCAAUAUAUUUUUCUAUUGAAUAUCAAUGUUCUUGCAUUUAUUUGUUGUCUAUAGCCCAGCCGCUGAGAGGGGUUUCAUCCAUUUCAGUUGAAAGCUAAAGUUAGGUGACCAGAGGAAAUGUGAUAAUGAAUAUUUUUGAAUGAAUGAGAUUAGUGAUUAGUGCAGAUCUGUAGAAACUUAAAGAUGUCCUUGUCCUGGGUGCUUUCCAACAUUUGAAAAGCUCUCUUGUAUCAUGAGACUCAAAUAGUUGUGCGAGGUGCUUCUUUUGAAAUUUAAGUUUUGAAAUGUAUAUUAUUUUAUACCACAGUGUACUUCCAAGACUAUCAUUUCCUCCCCCCCUCCUUGUCAUUCUGUGUUUGUUUUUUUUAAUAACGUCAUUGUUUUUUUAAGAUGUUUAUUUUUUUCUCUGUGGGCAUGUCAGACUUUUUUUCCCAUCAUGUGAUUUGUAUGUCCCUUUUAUUUUUGUUUAAGAGCAUAGAUGUAUUGAACCACAUGAAAACAUGUUUCUAUCUGUAUGGAGAGUUUGUCGAAUACUCAGGCUUCAAGAUGGGAAAAUUACUUGUGUAUAGUCUCAAUUUAUGAAUACAAUGUCUUGAGCAAAUAUUAAAAUAAAUUAAUGAAAAGGAAACCAUAA